Hyaloperonospora brassicae is the source of this 897-nucleotide messenger RNA. NCBI's taxonomy places the organism in Eukaryota, Oomycota, Peronosporomycetes, Peronosporales, Peronosporaceae. The record is from the annotation of a GenBank genome assembly.
AUGCAUAUGUACUGCCUGCUCUUCUUGGUCUUCUUCGUUGUGAACGGCGUCCUGACUCAUGUUGCCGCCUUCGAUCCGAGCGACGCCCUUCAUUCCAAAGCGACUGUGACCACGACGGAGGACCCUUCGACUACCAGCGAUGCAGCUGUCAACAUACGUGCGCUAAAGGGUUGGACCGGUGAGGAGAGAGGCCCUGUGUUUGACAGCAUAUUUGGACCGAUGAAGAAAGCAUUCGAAAAGCUGAUGGGCUAUAUCCGCUCGUUUCUAUCUCGCUUUCGUCAAGAACAGGCUGUCAAGCCGACCGAAGACCAGACGCUUGUUAAUAAAGUCAUGGGGCCGCUGCUUUCGGAUACGCACCCGGAAGCGGUGUUUCAUAUGCUUCAUUCCGAGGAAGGUCGGAUAUACAAGUGGCUUGAAUCCACCGCGCUCUAUCGAUCGAAUUCGGGAGAGACGGGGGGUUUUAUUGAACAAACGGUGCUACUUCUGGACCAAUUUUUUGUCACAGACGAGGCGAUACUUGCACGUGUCUUUGCCAAGCUGAUGAUGAAUCAUCCUGAAUGGAAAGAAUUUGCUGAAGCGGUGCAGAGACGUCACUAUAAGGACCUGGUUGUGAAAUACGGUGUGCUUCCCAGUCAGUUUGAACGUCACCUUCUACCCCCUGGUUCCCCUGGUCGCCCUGAUCAGUCAAUCGUCGAUUUACCGAAAGAUGAUCCUAUUUUUCGCGCCUACAAAGCCUUCAUCUUAGAAUUUGCUGAUGCGCAAGGCCCUGAUAAACGAGAGAAGUUGAAGUCCCUCUUUUCCCUGGACGACGGCGCUAAAGCGGCUAAUUAUGUGACCGCAUUGGAGCGAAUGGUUCCUGAUCAGAUUUACCAGAAACAUAAUUUGUUUUCCGAAUGA